CCGUGUAGCAUAUUUUUGUUCUAGACAUUCAUGUGUCCGAAAAAAACAUUGUAUUAAGGAAAUUAGAUUUAUAAUAGGAAAAAAAAAUUAGUAAAGAAAGGGAAAAAAAUUGUGGAAAAGAAAUUGGGGAGGGUGAGAAAUGCGAAGGUGCGACCAUUUCAAAGCGAGUUUAUAGGAAAUCAGGACCCAAUCUGCAAUCAGCAGAGAGAGGAAAAAAACAAAAGAGAGAGAGAAAGUAAGAGACGACGGUGGCGAUGAUGCUGGUAGUAGAAAGCAUUAUCGGUGUCCUUAUGCUUCUUUUGAUCCUUCUCCUUAUCCUUGUCGCCUGUAAACCAUGGCGCUUCUUUUUCUCCUCUUCCCCUUCUCGCCCUCUUAAGGUUGGUGAAUUAGAGAGACCCCUUAUUUCAGAUGAUGUGGAAAGCAAUGAUUUGACAAGGAAUUAUGAUCUAGAGGGAGCAUGCUAUCAAAAUGAAGGGCCAUUGCGCUUGUUUCGACCGCAUGGACUUGUUCAUAAACAGAGGCUUCCAUCUGCAUCACCCCAUCUGAACCAAGGGGAUAGCUUGAUUUUAGAUGUAGUUUCAGAACCUGCAGAGGAUAUUUCAGUUGGUCAAACCCUUAAGCGCACAUCUCUGACGAAUCACUUAGCUGAAGUGCAGCAACAUGCUGGACAGACAGAUCAGAGUCCUGUCUUGAGAUCUGAUCUGGAAAAUGAUGUCGUUCGCGAGUUUGUGCCCUGUGUUAUUGCUGAUCAAAGAAGCUGCCUGUCUUUGGAGGUCAUCUCUGGUCCUUCUCGUGGUCUCCGAUGCUCUAUAAAGUCAACAAGUGCUUCAAGGCUUCCACUGACCCUUGGAAGGGUUUCUAGUGAUCUGUUGCUGAAGGACUCAGAGGUGUCGGGGAAGCAUGCAAUGAUUAACUGGAAUAUGGAUAAGAAAAAAUGGGAGCUCGUAGAUAUGGGUAGCCUAAAUGGAACGCUUCUGAAUUCUCAGCCGAUCAAUCAUCAUGAUUCUGGAAGUAGGCAGUGGGGUGACGCAGUUGAUCUAUCAAAUGGGGACAUAAUAACUCUUGGCACAACCUCAAAUAUACGUGUUCAUGUUACAUUGAAAGCUGAGAAUGAGACUCCUUUUGGUGUAGGCAUGGCAUCAGAUCCCAUGGCUUUGCGUCGUGGAGGAAAGAAACUUGCUAUGGAAGAUGUGUGCUAUUAUCACUGGCCGCUUCCUGGCAUUGACCAGUUUGGAGUGUUUGGUAUUUGUGAUGGGCAUGGUGGAGUAGCAGCUGCUAAUUCUGCUAGCAAAAUGCUUCCUGAGAAGGUUGCACGAAUUUUGUCGGAUUCACUAACAAGAGAGAGGGUUUUGUCACAAUGUGAUGCUUCAGAAGUUCUCAAAGUUGCAUUUUCUCAAACAGAAGCUUCAAUGAAUAAUUAUUAUGAGGGUUGUACUGCAACUGUGCUUCUGGUUUGGGCUGAUGGUGAUAAGAAUCUUUUUGCUCAAUGUGCCAAUGUUGGGGAUUCAGCUUGUGUUAUGAAGCUUGAUGAGAAGCAGAUUAAGAUGACUGAAGACCACAGAGUAGCCAGUGAUUCCGAAAGACUUCGUAUAAAUAAAAUGGGAGAACCAUUGAGAGAUGGGGAGACACGACUUUCUGGAUUGAACCUUGCUCGGAUGCUUGGAGACAAAUUUCUGAAACAGCAGGAUGCCCGAUUUAGUUCAGAACCCUACAUAAGUAAAGCUGUGCAUAUAGAUCAAGCAAGCAGUGCCUUUGCACUGUUGGCAAGUGAUGGCUUUUGGGAUGUUAUUAGUGUUAAAAAGGCAGUUCAGCUUGUCCUUCAGACCAGGGAGAGAUACUCUACAGAUGGGGAUAAUUCCGCUGAGAAGGUUGCUAAUCUCUUGUUGAGUGAGGCUAGAACACAGCGGACAAAGGAUAACACCUCCAUAAUUUUCUUGGAUUUUGACAGAAAAUCUAGAAUAUCUUCUUCUUGUAAAGUUGUAUCUUAAUAUAAAUUAUGAGUUGGCAGUGUACAAUUAUAAUUUUGCUUUUGCCUUUGAAGUGUGAGUUGAGUUCUCUCUACCGUCGGGGCAUUCACCGUCAAGAUGUUUCAAAGAGUUGUUUGGUUAUCGUCUUCGAGUUGGGAGCUGCCUAAAGAGAGAGUUCACGGUGCAGGUUGGCUUGAAAGCUUGAAAUGGAUGCAUGAUGGAGGGAAUUAUAGAUCUGAAGGAGAUACCGUAAUCAAUAUAGGGUAGGAUUUUAGCUAACAAUGGAAAUGGUGCUAUGGAAAAUGCAAAAGCAAAUAAUUGUCGGAGAAUAAAGUUCUGAGGCAGAAAAUGCAAAAGAAAAAAGAAAAAAAAAGCUUAUACUUAGGAAUGUAUUUUGAUUGAUCACAGAUAAAUUUGGAAUAUGAUAUUGUAUUUCAAGAACCUUGACUUCGUCUAUAAUAGAUACCUUCACAGGAUUUCUUCAAA
Messenger RNA from Ricinus communis (castor bean), 2453 nucleotides. Its product is annotated as protein phosphatase 2C 70. Gene Ontology annotation, molecular function: protein binding; cation binding; protein serine/threonine phosphatase activity. The coding region runs from base 255 to 1988 and encodes 577 amino acids. The transcript is spliced from 13 exons. Lineage: Eukaryota; Viridiplantae; Streptophyta; Magnoliopsida; Malpighiales; Euphorbiaceae. Gene Ontology annotation, biological process: protein dephosphorylation. The record is from RefSeq and is a predicted model, not a curated record.